AUGUCCUCUUCCCGCAUGGGAAACCAGAUGAAUCCCACCCGUGGAGCUCGAUCUCGACCGUUCAGAACCCCGAUCAAGCGGCAACGCCCAUCUUACUCGUGCACGGAAUGCACUAGGCGAAAACUGCGAUGCUCGAAACAAAUUCCAUGCCUCGCGUGUAUCGAGCGGGGGACUGCGCAGGAUUGUCGGCGUCGCGAUGACCUCGAAUCGCGCAGGGGGUCGAGGAGAACCCGCUCGCGGGGUGUUGAGGGUUUAGAUCCUCCAGCAACUCUCACAGGCUAUGAAUCGCUGGCAGAUUCCGCUGAGCCCGCAAAUACUCCACUCUCUUACAACAUCGACGCCACCGCGAACUGUUCCCCGGGUAUGUCGGCAAAGGUGGAAGUAUCAUCAGGGAAGCCGACCGAAGCACCGGGGCUUCGACAGUCGCCUAAGAUAUUGGACAGCGUCUCUCAAGAUGCGGCGGUCAUGCUGGAAUUUCUGGCUCUGAGUCGUCAACAAGUCCUUCAUCUCGCGCAGAUUGACCAGCCUAGUCAAAAUGGCGACCGGUGUUUACCCGAUGCGACCGAUAUGGUAUUCACGGCGACGCAGGUGGACAAUAUGAUGACCUAUCAUCAAGAAUGCAUUGCCUGGAUUCACAAUAUUGUUCACAUGCCAACCUUUCGCGAACAAUGCUCGCUGAGCCUCAACAGCGUGGAUGCAAUUGAAGGAGCGUGGCUCUCCCUGUAUUACGCGAUGCUUGCGGUAACACUAUACCACACACAUCCAGAAAAACUUGAGGAGUUUGAGAUUUAUUCAGGGACCGAGUUAUCCCUGCUAUGCUACCAGAAAAGCAUCGACAGCCUCAACACCGCAGACUUCAUGAAAAACCACAGCAUCUUCAGCGUCCAAGCCAUUUGCCUCCUCAUUUACAUCGGCCACAAUGCUGGACAAUCCGAUCGAAUUUCCGUUCUCCUUGCGAGCGCUAGCCGAAUUGCACAAUGCCUGGGUCUCCAUCGCCUCGGUCCCGAUACACCAGCUGCCACACAGAAAUCUACCGAGUCAAGUGACAGAACACAGCAGCUGGUUGAUCGCGAAGUCUCUAAACGAGUGUGGUGGUUCUUGGUCCGGCAGGAUUGGCUACAGAUCCCGUAUAAUAACACGUACAACAUCCACCCCUCGCAAUUUAAUACCCCGAUGCCUACGCACUGCGAAGAAGAAGUUCUUGAGAUGGCAACGGAGGAUCACAUCAUGGAAAAGAGCCAGGAAACUUACACCCAGGGAAGCUACACGUCCGUCUUGAACAAAGGUACUACCAAGUCUCCAAAUCUCGGCUGGCAACGGCUGACGACAUCAGUAUCUGUCAUUAUCUGGAAGAUGCAGGAUCGAACGUGUCAGAAAUUGCACCCCGAAAACAGCGAUAAAAUGGGAAAUCUCUACUCGGAAGUUCUCCAAGCUGACCGCGAGUUGAAACAACUCAUCGACAAAAUGCCUCGCUUCUUCAAGCCAGGCAAUGAGGUUGUAUCUGAGUUACCUACUUAUAUCACUCAAAUAAGCUCGGUGCUGUCUCUAUCAUAUGCACAUAAGUUCUACUCCGUUCAUCGCCACUUCCAAAUCCCCAGCCUAAAGGACCCAAGGUUCGCCUACACCAAGGUCUCCUGCCUCCCUCUAAUGCGCCGCUACCUCCUGAACUUCCUCUUUCUUCCAGAUAAUCCGUUCACCCACAUCGUCAACAACCUAUGGACAGUCAACACGCAAGUCCUAACAGCGGCCGUAUGGCUGCUAUUCGAGCUCAUAUUCACAAAAGAGAACAGUCAGAUCUUCGAAGCGCAAGAGAUCCGCGACCUUGCAGUGAGAAGUCUCCAAUUCCUACAAAGGAACCAAGAAAGAAGCACCAUCGCCAAACGAGGCGUGGGUCUCAUCGAGAGUCUGCUGGACAUGGACAUGGCGAUCAAAACAGGCACACGCGAACAAUUCUCUUUAAAAGAGAUAAUAUCUCGCGUCGAGGUGAAAGACAGUCACCCAGUGUCGCAUGGAGAAUCUUCCCCAGAGCCGAAUUUCUCGCAAAUAGCAGACCUGUUUCUGGGUGAUUAUAUGCAAUGGGAAGAUAUCAUAAAUUCAUUCGGUGAGAUCUGA
Molecule: messenger RNA, 2112 nt
Organism: Penicillium argentinense
Lineage: Eukaryota; Fungi; Ascomycota; Eurotiomycetes; Eurotiales; Aspergillaceae
Product: C6 transcription factor
Exons: 5
Coding region: 1-2112 (703 amino acids)
Biological process (GO): DNA-templated transcription; regulation of DNA-templated transcription
Molecular function (GO): zinc ion binding; DNA-binding transcription factor activity, RNA polymerase II-specific; DNA binding
Source: RefSeq, a predicted model, not a curated record